Capronia coronata CBS 617.96 is the source of this 4428-nucleotide messenger RNA. RefSeq lists its product as uncharacterized. Gene Ontology annotation, molecular function: ATP hydrolysis activity; ATP binding; ABC-type transporter activity. The coding region runs from base 1 to 4428 and encodes 1475 amino acids. NCBI's taxonomy places the organism in Eukaryota, Fungi, Ascomycota, Eurotiomycetes, Chaetothyriales, Herpotrichiellaceae. Gene Ontology annotation, biological process: transmembrane transport. Gene Ontology annotation, cellular component: membrane. The record is from RefSeq and is a predicted model, not a curated record. The transcript has 6 exons.
AUGGCGACGGCUUCAGCUCUGGGCCAGGUGUCCGACCCACAGACUCGACUAGGCGAGAGCGCAGUUUCUACCCGUGACGGCGACGGUAUCAAACCCCCAUCGAUGGACUCACGGCACUCCACCGUGCAAGAGCUCGCCAAGCAGCUCUCGCGCAGCAGCGCCGAUGCCAUCGACUUGGACGGCAAGCCCAUUUUCGGCAGCGACAAUCCAGAAUCGCCCCUCAACCCAUCGGGCAACAAGUUCAACGCGCGGGCCUGGGCCCAGAACGUCGCCAAGGUCGCGAGAGAGAGCGGCCUGGACUUCCGCCGUACGGGCUUGUGCUUUCAGAACCUGAACGUCUUCGGAUACGGGACGGCCGCUGACUUCCAGAAAGAUGUGACAAACAUCUGGCUGGCGUUACCGGGUAUCAUUGCGCGCCAGCUCAUGCCCGGCUCCAGCAUGUCAGGCCGCACGCGCCUCGAUGUUUUGCACCAGUUCGAUGGGAUACUCCGCCCUGGCGAGAUGUGUGUGGUUUUGGGCCCGCCGGGCUCGGGCUGCUCGACGUUCCUGAAGACCAUCUCUGGUGAUCGCAACGGCCUUCACGUCGGCGAGAACAGCUACUUCAACUAUCAGGGCAUCUCGGACAAGGAAAUGCACACUGCGCACCGGGGCGACGCCAUCUACACUGCUGAGGCCGACGUCCAUUUCCCAAACUUGACGGUGGGCGAGACAUUGUCUUUUGCUUCAAUGGCCCGUUGCCAGAAGGAGCUGCCGGAGGGCAUAUCGCGCGAUCAGUACUGCAAGCAUCUUCGUGAUGUUGUCAUGGCCAUGUAUGGCAUCAGUCACACUGCUCACACCAAGGUGGGAGAUGAGUAUAUCCGAGGCGUCUCCGGAGGAGAGCGCAAGCGUGUCACAAUUGCCGAAGCUACACUGUCAAACGCCCCCUUCCAAUGCUGGGACAACUCGACUCGGGGUCUGGAUGCAGCCAAUGCAGUGGAAUUUUGCAAGACGCUACGCCUCCAGUCCGAGCUCUUUCACCAGACCUGCGCCGUCUCCAUGUAUCAAGCCCCCCAGAGCGCCUACGAUCUUUUCGACAAGGCCACGGUCCUUUAUCAAGGUCGUCAGAUCUACUUCGGUCCAGCCUCCCAGGCCAAAGCGUACUUCGAGCGUCUAGGCUUUGCGUGCCCUCCGCGGCAAACCACGCCCGACUUCCUCACCUCCAUGACAUUUCCUGCCGAGCGCGUCUCCCGCCCGGGAUGCCACCCACCACGUACGGCCGACGAGUUUGCCGCCGCCUGGCGAUCGAGUGCUGAGUACAAGGCCCUCCAGGCUGAGAUCGAGGAGUAUAAGGAGCAGCACCCCGUCGGCGGUCCCGACGCUCUGGCCUACCGCCAGCUCAAAGCAGCGCACCAGGCCAAAGGUCAGCGACUCAACUCACCCUAUACCCUGACGUACAUGCAACAGGUGCAGCUAUGCAUGUGGCGCGGUUGGCGGCGGUUCUGGGCGGAUCCUGGCCCGACUUUGUGGGUCAUGUUUGGGAACGUUAUGCUGGCGCUCAUCAUGUCGUCGCUGUUCUUCAACCUGCAGCAGACCACGGCAUCGUUUUACGGGCGCGCGGUGGUGCUGUUUAUGGCGAUCUUGUUCAAUGCCUUUGCAUCGAUCUUGGAGGUUAUGACGCUAUACGCCCAGCGGCCCAUCGUGGAGAAGCAGACCCGCUACGCGUUCUACCACCCCUCGGCUGAGUCGUAUGCCUCUGUCCUGGUGGAUUUGCCGGUCAAGAUCACGAGUUGUAUUUCGUUCAACCUGGUCUUCUACUUUAUGACCAACUUAAAUCGACAUCCGGGCAACUUCUUUUUCUACUUGAUGGUGGUCUUUCUGAUUGUACUGGCCAUGUCUGGCAUCUUCAGAUUUAUCGGCGCGCUGUCCCGUACCGAAGGACAAGCCAUGGUUCCCGCCUCCAUCCUCAUGCUUGCCCUGCUUAUCUUCACCGGCUUUGUGGUCCCCGUCAACUAUAUGCUUCCUUGGUGCCGCUGGAUCAAUUACGUCAACCCGGUAGCUUACGGCUAUGAGGCGAUCAUGGUUAACGAGUACCACGCCCGCAACUUCACUUGCUCGUCCUAUCUCCCCUCGUACGGGACGCCUGGGACCGUGAAUGUGGCGUGCGACGCCGUGGGUGCCGUGCCAGGUCAUAUGUAUGUCAAUGGCGACACGUACAUCAACUCGGCGUAUAGCUACCAACACUCUCACAAGUGGCGAAACGUGGGGAUCAUCAUCGCCAUGACUCUCUUCAAUCACUUGAUGUACUUCCUUGCCAGCGAGUACGUCUCAGCCAAGAAGUCCAAGGGUGAGAUCCUCGUGUUUCGUCGGGGCCAUAUGCCCAAAUAUGCCAACAAGGGCGCCGGGGACCUCGAAGCUCGCCCGGUGUCCGGGCCCGUCACGACAAUCUUGGAGAAACGCGGUGGGUAUGAGCCCAGUCAGGAGAAACAGGGCAUCCAGGUAUCGACGAAUGUGUUCCAUUGGAAUAACGUGUGUUAUGAUAUCAAAAUCAAGAAGGAGUUGCGGCGUAUCCUGGAUAACGUCGACGGCUGGGUAAAGCCUGGUACGCUAACGGCACUUAUGGGUGUCUCGGGUGCUGGCAAGACCACAUUGCUGGAUUGUCUAGCUGACCGCCGCAUCGGUGUCGGUGUCCUGACUGGUGAGAUACUAGUCGAUGGGAGGCUUCGUGACGAGAGCUUUCAGCGCAAGACCGGUUAUGCACAGCAGCAGGACUUGCAUCUUGAGACGAGUACUGUUCGUGAGGCUUUGAACUUCUCAGCCCUUCUCCGCCAGCCGCACCACGUGCCCAAGGUCGAAAAGCUCGCGCACGUGGACGAAGUUAUACGACUGCUCGACAUGGAGGAUUACGCUGACGCCAUCGUUGGUGUCCUCGGCGAAGGUCUUAACGUUGAGCAACGCAAACGCCUGACCAUUGGCGUCGAACUAGCUGCGAAGCCACCGCUACUCCUCUUUAUAGACGAACCGACGUCCGGUCUAGACUCCCAAACCAGUUGGGCUGUCCUAGACUUGCUUGAAAAGCUAUCUCAAGCGGGCCAGUCGAUCCUCUGUACUAUACACCAACCUUCGGCGAUGCUGUUCCAGCGCUUCGAUCGCCUGCUCUUGCUUGCCAAUGGAGGCAGGACGGUUUAUUUCGGUGACACCGGCGACAAUUCCAACACCCUUGUCGAAUAUUUCGAACGCAACGGUGCUCAGAGUUGCCCGGCGAGUGCCAAUCCAGCCGAAUGGAUGCUCGAAACCAUCGGUGCCAGCCCGGGCAGCUCGUCCGGGGUCGACUGGCACGAGAUCUGGCGCUCCAGCCCCGAGUUCGUGCAAGUUAAAGCCGAGCUAGCUCGCCUCCGACACCAGAGCUCCGAAGUUGGCCAAUCGACCUCGGCACAAGAAAGCGACGGGAUGCAGCACGACGAAUUCGCGGUUCCGCUGUCGACGCAGUUCUGGGUCGUGACGAAGCGCGUCUUCCAGCAGGGCUGGCGGACACCCUCGUACAUAUACUCUAAGAUGGCGCUCUGUGGAGCCACGAGUCUCUUUAUUGGCCUAGUCUUCCUCGACUCGCCGAUCAGCAUCCAGGGGAUGCAGAACCAGAUGUUUGCGAUCUUCGAGCUCAUGAGCAUCGUGGGCCAACUGGUCGACCAACAACUUCCGCACUUCAUGACCCAGCGCGCUCUGUACGAAGUGCGCGAGCGACCGGCGAAAACGUACAGCUGGAAAGUCUUCAUGAUGGCCCAGAUCCUCUCCGAGAUGCCCUACUGCACCAUCGCCUCAUUGCUCAUGUGGGCCCUCGUCUACUUCCCCGUGGGCUUCUACAAGAACGCCGCGGCGGCCGACCAAAGCGUCGAGCGCGGCAUCCUCAUGUGGCUGCUGUUCCUGGUGUUUUUGGUCUGGGGGUCGACCUUUGCGCACCUGUGCAUCUCGUUCGUGUCGUCGACCGACGCCGCAGGCAAUCUGGCCAACUUUCUGUUCGUGCUAGCCUUCUUCUUCUGCGGCGUUCUGGCUUCGCCCGACCAGAUGCCGGGCUUCUGGAUCUUCCUGUACCGCGCAUCGCCGUUGUCGUACUUUGUGUCCGCCGUCUUGUCCACCGGUCUCGCCAAUGUCCAUGUGACCUGUGCGGAGAACGAGUUCACCACGCUCGACCCGCCCAGCGGCCAGACGUGCGCCGAUUAUAUGCGCCAGUACAUCGCCGACGCGGGCGGCUACCUGCUGGACGGCAACGCCACGAGCGACUGCCACUACUGCAAGAUCAAGGAGACGAACGCAUAUCUGUCUGUUCUUCAUGUAGAUUAUAGCACGCGCUGGCGCGACUUCGCCAUCAUGUGGGUCUAUGUGGUGUUCAACAUUGCUGCGGCCAUGUUGCUGUACUGGGUGGCCAGGAUGCCCAAGGGGAAGAGAAUCCUCUGA